Molecule: messenger RNA, 1686 nt
Organism: Penicillium roqueforti
Lineage: Eukaryota; Fungi; Ascomycota; Eurotiomycetes; Eurotiales; Aspergillaceae
Exons: 4
Coding region: 1-1686 (561 amino acids)
Biological process (GO): carbohydrate transport; transmembrane transport
Cellular component (GO): membrane
Molecular function (GO): carbohydrate:proton symporter activity
Source: RefSeq, a predicted model, not a curated record
AUGGCGGACAAGAAAGACUCCCCAGAGAGCGAACAUUUUGAAUCCGAAAUAAAAUCGGACCCUACUACUCUCAUAUCACCCCUUGGAUCAGAAAGAAAACCAUAUGGCGAAACUGGCCUGAAGGGCAUCCUCACAAACAAGUAUGUGGCAGCAUGCGCCGCCUUCGCAACCCUGGGCGGAGCCAUGUUCGGCUACGACCAAGGUGUCAUCUCAAUCACUCUUACAAUGGACCAAUUUCUCGAAAGAUUCCCCGAAGUUGGUCCCGAUGCACCCGGCGCUGGAUUCCAGAAAGGAAUCCUCACUGCCAUGAUCGAGCUCGGAGCCUUUAUCGGAGCAAUGAAUCAGGGAUGGAUUGCCGACAAGAUCUCUCGCAAGUGGUCUAUCAUGGUUGCAGUGAUAAUCUUCCUCUUUGGAUCCGCCCUGCAGACAGGAGCUAUGAGUUUCUCAAUGCUUGUAGGUGCCCGGUUUGUUGGAGGUAUCGGUGUCGGCAUGCUGGCCAUGGUGGCACCACUUUACAUUUCUGAGAUCGCGCCCCCGGAGAUUCGUGGUACUUUGCUUGUUCUACAGGAGCUUUCUAUUGUUACUGCUAUUGUGGUUGCUUUCUACAUCACCUAUGGUACACGAUAUAUUCCGAGUGAAUGGUCGUGGCGCCUUCCUUUCCUCAUUCAGAUGAUUCCUGCCGUAUUCCUCGCCGUCGGUAUUCCAUUCCUACCAUAUUCACCUCGUUGGCUCGCUGGCCGAGGCCGAGAUGAAGAAGCACUCGAGUCUCUCUGCAAGUUGCGCGGUGUCGACCCUACUGACGAGCGCGUCAUCCGAGAGUGGGUUGAGAUUCGCGCCGAAGUUGCUUACUGCAAAGAAUUGAGCGUUGUGAGACACCCAAAGUGCCAGGAUGGAAGUUACAGCAGCCGUGCUAUGCUUCAUGUCUGGAGCUAUCUGGACUGUUUCCGCAAAGGGUGUUGGAAGCGUACCCAUGUUGGUAUUGGACUGAUGUUUUUCCAACAAUUCGGUGGUGUCAACGCUCUCAUCUACUACUCGCCUAGUCUAUUCGCCGGAAUGGGUCUAGACUACGAAAUGCAACUCCACAUGUCCGGCGUCAUCAACAUCUGCCAAAUGCUAGCCUGUUUCUGGUCACUAUGGGGAAUGGACAGAUUUGGCCGGAGGCCUUUGCUCUUUGGCGGUGCUGCCUGCAUGGUUCUUGCGCAUUUCAUAAUCGCUGUCUUGAUGAGCCAAUUCCAAUCGGACUGGCCUGAUCAUUCCGCAGAGGGCUGGGUUUGCGUCGCUUUCUUGUGCUUCUUCAUGCUUACCUAUGGCGCUACCUGGGGUCCUAUCCCUUGGGCUAUGCCGGCUGAGAUCUUCCCCUCUUCGCUACGUGCUAAGGGUAUGGCAUACUCCACAAUGUCGAACUGGCUUAACAACUUCAUCAUUGGGCUUAUCACUCCGCCGCUUGUGCAAAACACUGGGUAUGGAACUUAUGCGUUCUUCUGUGUGUUUUGCACCCUGUCGUUUGUUUGGACGUGGUUCUUCGUUCCGGAGACCAACGGGAAAACUUUGGAGGAAAUGGACUCAGUCUUUGGGGAUAACACUUCGACUGAGGAGAUAGCACAGCGUGCGAGGAUUGAGGCUACAAUCUGGGCCCAUGCUGCCGCACGGUCUGAUGGGCUCGAAGGUACCCAGCAAAUUACUUAG